Euleptes europaea (tarantolino) is the source of this 1542-nucleotide messenger RNA. RefSeq names its product DNA nucleotidylexotransferase (gene DNTT). Gene Ontology annotation, biological process: double-strand break repair via nonhomologous end joining. The transcript is spliced from 14 exons. Gene Ontology annotation, cellular component: nucleus. Gene Ontology annotation, molecular function: DNA-directed DNA polymerase activity; DNA binding; DNA nucleotidylexotransferase activity. The coding region runs from base 1 to 1542 and encodes 513 amino acids. NCBI's taxonomy places the organism in Eukaryota, Metazoa, Chordata, Lepidosauria, Squamata, Sphaerodactylidae. The record is from RefSeq and is a predicted model, not a curated record.
AUGAAUAAGAUCCAAACUGCAGAUGUUCUUCCCAAGAGGAAAAAGCAGAGAGGGAUGCAGCUUUCGGCACCCUCAAACAGCUACAAAAUACAGUUUAAUGACAUUGUCAUUUUUAUUCUGGAGAGGAAAAUGGGAGUGACCAGGAGAAUGUUCUUGAUGGACCUAGCAAGGAGAAAAGGCUUCAGGGUAGAAAACGAGCUAAGUGAUUCUGUCACCCACAUCGUGGCGGAGAAUAAUUCUUGUGCUGAAAUGUUACAAUGGCUGAAGGGCCGCAGGAUGGGAGACCGUUCAGGAUUCAGACUCCUUGACGUCUCGUGGUUGACAGCCUGCAUGGAGGCUGGGAAGCCGGUGGAUUCAGAGAAAUACCGGCUCCUGAUAUCCCGAGAUCCGAGGGAGAAUCGGAACUUGUCUCCCCCUCGGACGAAGCCAGUAACCUCACAGAAAAUCUCCCAAUAUGCAUGUCAGAGGAGGACAACUUCAAAUAAUUACAACAAAAAAUUCACGGAUGCCUUUGAAAUACUGGCUGAAAACUAUGAGUUCAGAGAAAAUGAAGGCCCUUGCCUUGCAUUCAGGAGAGCUGCAUCGGUGCUAAAGUUCCUUCCAUUUACUGUAAUGAAAGCAAAGGAUAUUGAAGGAUUGCCCUGGAUGGGAGAACAAGUCAAAGGAGUCAUUGAGGAUUUUCUAGAAGAAGGAGAAAGUCCUAGAGUGAAAACUGUGCUAAGCUGUGAAUACUACAGAUCAUUUAAGCAAUUUACGUCUGUUUUUGGAGUGGGACUGAAGACUUCUGAAAAGUGGUACAGGAUGGGUUUGCGGACCCUGGAAGAUGUACAAAAGGACAAGAGCUUGAAACUGACAAGAAUGCAGAGAGCAGGAUUACUACACUAUGAAGACCUCAUCAGCUGUGUAUCUAAGGCAGAAGCAGAUUCCAUUGCCCUAAUUGUGAAGGAUAUCGUGUGGAGAUUUUCCCCUAGUGCUUUAGUGACUUUGACUGGUGGUUUCAGAAGGGGAAAGAAGACGGGACAUGAUGUAGACUUUUUGAUUACCAUUCCGGAAGCAAGGCAGGAAGAAGAACUGCUACACCAAGUGAUUGACGUUUGGAAAAAGCAGGGAUUGCUCUUAUACUAUGACAUUAUUGAAUCGACGUUUGAAAAGACAAAGCUGCCAAGCAGAAAAGUUGAUGCUUUAGAUCAUUUUCAAAAAUGCUUUGCAAUUUUAAAGUUACACAAGGAAAGAGGCGAUCACAGCAGUUCCAUUGUCUCAUAUGAUUCAACUGAGGAAGAAGUGAAAGACUGGAAAGCAAUCCGAGUGGAUCUGGUUGUCAGCCCCUUUGAACAAUAUGCAUUUGCUCUGUUAGGAUGGAGUGGAUCAAGGCAAUUUGCACGUGACUUGCGGAGGUAUGCCACCCAUGAAAGGAAAAUGAUGCUGGAUAAUCAUGCUUUAUAUGAUAAAACAAAGAGAAUAUUUCUGAAUGCUGUGAAUGAGGAAGACAUUUUUGCACACCUUGACUUGGAUUACAUUGAACCAUGGGAAAGGAAUGCAUAA